Molecule: messenger RNA, 1780 nt
Organism: Felis catus (domestic cat)
Lineage: Eukaryota; Metazoa; Chordata; Mammalia; Carnivora; Felidae
Gene: CA7
Product: carbonic anhydrase 7
Exons: 7
Coding region: 319-1125 (268 amino acids)
Biological process (GO): regulation of intracellular pH
Cellular component (GO): cytoplasm
Molecular function (GO): carbonate dehydratase activity; zinc ion binding
Source: RefSeq, a predicted model, not a curated record
ACCCGCCCGGCGCAAGCUCUGGCUCCCCCACUCCUGGCCCAAAGUCCGCGCUGCGACCCGGCCUGCCCCGCCGCCAGCUAGCCACCCCCUGGCUGAGCGCGCGUCCUGCCGCCUCCUCCGCGCAGCCCCUGACUGCUGUGCUCGCCCGGACCUGGGCCCCAACACUCACUCACCCGCCGCAGGCACAGGGGGCGGAGGUGGCCCUGGGCAGCUGGGGGCGGUCCGGGCGGAGCUGUGCGCGGGUGUCUAUGGCGGGGAGCGCGCACGGCGUGUGUGCGGGGACCUCCCGGGAGCCGGGCUCUGCUGGACAAGGGCGCGAUGUCCCCGGGAGAGUUUCCCCGGGGAAGUGUCCGGGCUCUCCUGCUGGCAGGCCCCUCACAGUGGCACAAGCUGUAUCCCAUUGCCCAGGGAGACCGCCAGUCACCAAUCAACAUCGUGUCCAGCCAGGCUGUGUACUCACCCAGCCUGAAGCCACUGGAGCUUUCCUACGAGGCCUGCAUAUCCCUCAGCAUCACCAACAAUGGCCACUCUGUCCAAGUGGACUUCAAUGACAGCGACGACCGAACUGUGGUGACUGGGGGGCCCUUGGACGGGCCAUACCGACUCAAACAGUUCCAUUUCCACUGGGGCAAGAAACACAGUGUGGGCUCAGAGCACACGGUGGAUGGCAAGUCGUUCCCCAGCGAGCUGCACCUCGUUCACUGGAACGCCAAGAAGUAUAGCACCUUUGGGGAGGCAGCCUCAGCGCCCGAUGGCCUGGCUGUGGUCGGUGUCUUCUUGGAGACAGGGGAUGAGCACCCCAGCAUGAACCGUCUGACAGACGCGCUCUACAUGGUUCGGUUUAAGGGAACCAAGGCCCAAUUCAGCUGCUUCAACCCCAAGUGCCUCCUGCCUGCCAGCCGGCACUACUGGACCUACCCGGGCUCCCUGACAACGCCCCCGCUGAGCGAGAGUGUCACCUGGAUCGUGCUCCGGGAACCUAUCAGCAUCUCUGAGAGGCAGAUGGAGAAGUUCCGGAGCCUGCUUUUCACCUCAGAGGAUGAUGAGAGGAUUCACAUGGUAAACAACUUCCGGCCGCCACAGCCACUGAAGGGCCGUGUGGUCAAGGCCUCUUUCCAGGCCUGAGCCGCCUACCUGCCCAGCUGGCCACUAGAGCACCAUUUUCCCAAGGGCUUCCACGUCAGCAGACACCAAACCAUCUGAGGCUCCCUGCCUGGGGGGUGCUGUGGACCCCCCUCCCAUUCAGCUGGCUUGCUCCUUGGCCACCCUGGAGGAUUCUUAAUGGGACCCUCAAGUCAAGGGACACCCUUUGGCUGGGGACAGGAAGGACAGGAGCUGAGCAUGGUCCAAGCCUGAGGCUGCCUCUGCUCUCCAAGACCCAAAGGUCCCUGGGAAUCUCCUCCCGUCUUCCCCACUGGCAGUGACAGCAGCCCCACCCUGAGCUCACACUGUGAUGGACGAGACCGAGCUCCCUGGGGCAGGCAGCUGACAUUUCCAGAAAGACUCAAGCAAUAAUUAGAGGUGGGCAGAGCUGCCCUCUCGGCGUUACCUCUUCUGCAGGCCUCCGCCAUGCACGAACCUCACUGCCGGGCCAUUAAAAUCAGCACCCAGCCUGCUGGAGAUGACAUGGCCUUUUCCCUCCAGCCACCUGCUGCCAUGGGCAGACACUGGCUAUGGCUUAGGUAGUUUCUUCCCUCAUCCCCUCCCAGCCACCAAAGCCACCUACAUGACAAUCCAUCCAUGCAAUGAUUAAUAAACUCAUUUAUUCCUGCAACAAAUA